AUGUCUUCUUGUCGAUCCUGGCAACCUUGGAAAACAGCGGCAUCGACAGGUGAGGGGACGCCUCAAAAGCCUCCAGAACCGCAGAUGGUACGUCUGUCCUGCUCAUCGCUCUCCACCUUCUUGAGGGAGGGCGCGGAUGGCGGCGGCGGUGAUUUCGCGUGCGUAGUUGAAGCCGAGAUCCCAAUCGCUGUCGCGCGCUUCGACGAAAGCUGGGUAUUCCGCGAUUUUGGCGCAACGCUCCUGCAUUGCAUCACGCUCGGCGCGCACAAAUGCAGCAAGCUUUGUGGCAUCCUCUCGGAUAACCUUGUCAUCCCAUUCACCAGCCGAUUGCUCGGUCACGAAAGCGACGCAUCGCGCAAAAAGUCCCACCAUCUCACUC
Messenger RNA from Didymodactylos carnosus, 379 nucleotides. The record is from the annotation of a GenBank genome assembly. NCBI's taxonomy places the organism in Eukaryota, Metazoa, Rotifera, Eurotatoria, Philodinida, Philodinidae.